AUGGAUAUCGGAGGCUCAUAUGGACUUAGUGGCCCAAACAUUACUAUUAGAGAGCUCACAAAAGAUCGCAUCACAUUCAUUUUGAGCGAUACCGACUUGAGUGUUGCAAACUCUCUUCGUCGAGUUAUGAUUGCUGAAGUCCCUACAGUUGCUAUUGAUAUGGUUGAAAUUGAAACAAACACUACUGUCCUUGCUGAUGAAUUUUUAGCACAUCGUCUUGGUAUGGUUGCUAUCGACAGUAGAGAUGUGGACAAAUUACGUUAUACUAGAGAUUGUACUUGCUCUCAAUAUUGUCCUGAUUGUUCAGUAGAAUUAACGCUUCACGUCAAAUGCACGGAUGACAGAACAAAAGAUGUCACUACCAGAGAUCUUACAUCAUCCAAUCCUUCAUUUAUGCCAGUAUUACAAGACAAGGAUGAUUCCGGCGUAUUGUUGGUUAAAUUGCGUAAAGGACAUGAAUUGAAAUUGAAGUGUAUUGCCAAAAAGGGUGUUGCAAAGGAACAUGCUAAAUGGAGUCCUGUCAGUGGUGUCUCCUUUGAAUAUGAUCCAUACAACAAAUUAAGACACACUACAUAUUGGUUUGAAGAGACAGAGGAUGAAUGGCCAUUGAGUAAAAACGCACAAUUCGAAACACCACCUGACAAAGAUGCUCCCUUUGAUUACAACGCUAAACCAGACAAAUUUUAUUUUGAAGCAGAGACUGUUGGAUCAUUAGCACCUGAGGAGGUUGUUACAAUGGCAAUGAAGACAUUAGUAGAUAAACUCGCUUAUGUUCAAAUGCAAAUCCAAGAAGAGGUUGAUACAAAGGAGCAAGAUAAUGCUAAUGCUUGGAGCAACUAUUAA
Molecule: messenger RNA, 843 nt
Organism: Mucor velutinosus
Lineage: Eukaryota; Fungi; Mucoromycota; Mucoromycetes; Mucorales; Mucoraceae
Exons: 8
Coding region: 1-843 (280 amino acids)
Biological process (GO): DNA-templated transcription
Cellular component (GO): RNA polymerase II, core complex
Molecular function (GO): protein dimerization activity
Source: RefSeq, a predicted model, not a curated record